AUGGGUCGUAAAGAUACAGCCGCCGUAGUGUGUGAAAUUUGUGGAGAUAAGUCAUACGGUAGACAUUACGGAGUUUGGGCUUGUGAUGGAUGCAGUUGCUUUUUCAAGCGAAGUGUUCGCAAGAAUAUAAUUUACACUUGUAUAGCAGGCAACUGGAGAUGUGUAGUUGAUAAAGGCAGAAGGAAUUGGUGUCCAGCUUGUCGGUUGGCAAAAUGUACUAAACUCAAUAUGAAUCGACUUGCAGUUCAAAAUGAACGAGGUCCUCGGAAAUUACGAUGUAUUACAAUACCAAGGAUCAACAAUUUGAAUUCUUUCAAAUAUGACAUGAUUUUUUCGAAAGCUGUUUCCUUAACAGGAAAAUGUAUACUUCUGAACUUUAUGAUAUCGGAACAGCGGAGAGAAGUUGUCGAGGAAAACUGCCAGAUGAUAUUUGCUCUUUUAUUAUUGCUCAAUGGGGAUCAGACAACGAUACGAAGGUUUACUACAAAUGAAAAUGUACCGAGUGGAGUUUCAUGUGAUCCAGAACAACUGCGGCUUCUGGUAUGCAUCAUUCUGUCUCAAUCUAGUGAGUUUCAAUAG
Messenger RNA from Caenorhabditis briggsae, 579 nucleotides. It is a transcript of the gene Cbr-nhr-239, whose product is annotated as Protein CBR-NHR-239. The record is from RefSeq and is a predicted model, not a curated record. Gene Ontology annotation, biological process: cell differentiation; anatomical structure development; positive regulation of transcription by RNA polymerase II. The transcript has 6 exons. Gene Ontology annotation, molecular function: zinc ion binding; nuclear receptor activity; RNA polymerase II cis-regulatory region sequence-specific DNA binding. NCBI's taxonomy places the organism in Eukaryota, Metazoa, Nematoda, Chromadorea, Rhabditida, Rhabditidae. The coding region runs from base 1 to 579 and encodes 192 amino acids.